Pediculus humanus corporis (human body louse) is the source of this 1044-nucleotide messenger RNA. RefSeq names its product cAMP-dependent protein kinase catalytic subunit, putative. NCBI's taxonomy places the organism in Eukaryota, Metazoa, Arthropoda, Insecta, Psocodea, Pediculidae. Gene Ontology annotation, cellular component: cytoplasm. Bases 1 to 1044 code for a protein of 347 amino acids. The record is from RefSeq and is a predicted model, not a curated record. Gene Ontology annotation, biological process: intracellular signal transduction; microtubule cytoskeleton organization; protein phosphorylation. Gene Ontology annotation, molecular function: protein serine/threonine kinase activity; tau-protein kinase activity; ATP binding. The transcript is spliced from 7 exons.
AUGUCUGAUCAAGAAUUAGGGCAAUCUGUCAGCGAAGAAGUAACUCUAAAUUCCCGUGGUUACAGACUAGUUAAAAAAUUAGGUGAAGGAUCAUACGCUAAAGUUUAUUUAUCUGAAUAUCAUCCGGUAGGGACCAACCAGAGUUCUACUGAACACAAAACACAAUUAGCAUGUAAAAUAAUUGAUACGACCAAAGCACCAAGAGAUUUUGUAAGAAAAUUUUUACCAAGAGAAUUAGAUAUUUUAGUCAAAUUAAAUCAUCCUCACAUUAUACACGUACAUUCAAUAUUUCAAAGGAGAUCAAAAUAUUUUAUUUUUAUGCGUUUUGCCGAAAAUGGAGAUUUAUUAGAUUUCGUAUUAAAAAAUGGUGCCAUUGUUGAAAGUCAAGCAAGAGUAUGGUUGCGUCAAAUGGCUUUGGGAUUACAAUAUUUACACGAAUUAGAAAUUGCUCACAGAGAUUUAAAAUGUGAAAAUAUAUUAAUUACUUCUAAUUAUAAUGUCAAACUUGCGGAUUUUGGUUUUGCAAGAUAUGUUGUCGAUUCAAAAGGAAGAAGGAUUUUAAGUGAAACUUAUUGUGGAUCUUUAUCUUAUGCCGCUCCUGAAAUAUUAAGAGGAACACCAUACAAUCCGAAAAUAUCUGAUCUUUGGUCACUGGGUGUUAUUUUAUACAUAAUGUUAAAUAAAGCCAUGCCAUUCGAUGAUACCAAUAUAAAAAGGCUUUACGAACAACAAACUAGUAGAAAAUGGAAAUUCAGAGCCAAAGUUGAAAAUAUUCUAACUGAUCAAGCUAAAAAACUUGUGACACUCAUGCUCGAACCAGACGUAACAAAACGUUUAAGUAUGUAUCAAAUAUUAAAUUCAGAUUGGAUUGCUAUGGAUCCUCGUUUAAUGGUUAUGACACCAGCUGAAAGAAUGGCCAAAACCGAAUCGCUUCAUAAGGGUCCAUCAAGAUAUAAAUCAGAAGAUAAACAAACUGAUGAAGUUGUAGUUAUUAAAAUAGCGGGACAGCCAACUGGGGCUCCAUCUCGUAACAUUAACGUUUAA